AGCUAGCCAGCUUAAAUAAUGGACUUGUCCAUCAUGUUUGUGUACUUCGCAAGUCGUGUAGCUAGAUACGUGACUAUGGAUUAUAUUGUGCUGUGAGCUUCAAAUCGGUGUUACGCCUGGAAGCGUGGAAUGGCCUCCAAGCUACUGGACAGGCUUCGCCGCACGCUGUUCAGAGAAGGGGAGCUCGCCGCAGAUGCAGACGUGCCGGACGACUUUCCGGAAAGCUCUGAACUUGAGGACGAGACGGACUACGUUUCCGCAAGACUUGGUGGAACACUCUGCUUUGAAGGGGAUGUCCUGGACUCGGAAGAUACAGGCGAGGCGUCUGGGCCCGACAGCGAUUCAGACUGCUUUGGGGAGUCCUUAGAUAAUGCAUGCAGCAGCACAGACAUAAGCCCCACUGCGCCUUCCCUGAAGGGCUCAGACAUGUUCACCAGGCAGCUGCAGGAGAGCUGGCGAAACCUGCACGCUCACUGCAUUUCAGAGAAGCUCAUUUUUGAAGUGACUGAUGCGAGCGUUGUGCAAGAAGCCAACUCCAAAUACGUGCUUUACACUAUUCACGUGAUUCUGUCCGGCGCGUUCGACAAGACCCCGGCGGUCAUCACACGCCGCUACACGGACUUCGAGCGGCUACACGGGUGUCUACGGCGCCGCUACACCGAGGUGAUGGAGGGCGUGUUCUUCCCACGCAAGAAGCUGCGGCGGAACUUUGCGGCGGAGACCAUCGGCAAGCGCAGCCGCGCCUUCGAGCAGUACCUGGGGCACCUCCACUCGCUGGCCGAGCUGCGCGCGGCGCCCGCCUUCCUCGAGUUCUUCUACCUGGGCGACCUGCGCGCCGGCCAGGUGCUGCUGCGUGUGGGCCGCCACCAGGAGGCGACGGGCUUGCUGCUCAACGCCCUGCGGCUCCAGGAGAGGCUGGGCUGCGCGCCGCCGCCUCCGGCACUCCGGCGGCCGGUGCAGAGGGCCCACUGGGUGUUUGCACUGGCAGCCCUGGCCUGUUGCCUCCAGGAGCUGGAGAGGCCGGCAGAGGCGCAGGAGCACUGCGAGAGUGCACUGCGCGAGUUGGCACCGGCGCGCGAGGCCCUUAGGCAGCAGCAGCAGCAGCCGCCCCGCCUCCACCCGCUGCUCGUACCACUGCUGCAGACCAAUGUGCGGCUCUCGUGGAAGAUUGCCAAGGACAAACGGCACUGGGAGGCCCUCCUGCAGGACAUCCAGGAGCUGGGGGUGGACGUAGGUGGCCAGCCCAGCCUGAAGGAGUGGCUCAUCAAAGAGACACUGGUGGAGAGCGAGGGAGAGGCCAAGUCGAAGAGCAAAGGAGAGGAGGUCACAUAGUUCGGUCGCUGGGUAUGGGUAAUUGAGGACGUUGUGAUGUUUUUUAUGGCAUUCUUAUAUCUAGUGUUGUGGAGGAACCUGUGGAUUGAAUACUAAACUUUUAGUUAUGAUGCUUAAUUUGCAGAGAACAAUCACACUGUAGAAAGCAAUUACAGCUCAUAUUCACCAGCAUUUUUUUUUAAGUAUUUGUGUGUUGCACAAAUUGAAAACAUUUUAAAUGACAUUUAAAUAUCACUACACAUACAACCAAGUUUGUUUUAGAAAUUGUGCAGAGAAUACUCUAAACCUUUCAAACACAGCCUUAUAAGAGAACUAUUUUGUAUAAUUGUUUUAUUGUGUGCAAAUUAGUACAAGAAUUAAAUUUUAAAAUGUUACGUGUAUAGUGUGUAUGUUGAUGAGAGUUACAGAAGUUUUAUUUUUUUAACAGAUUUCACAGGUUUUUUAUGGAUGUUCUUUUGUCCCUAAAUAUUAAUUUCAAGUACAGUCUGUACUACAUUACAAAAAUGUUAGAUUAAAAGAUUUUUGCUGCUACAUGUUUUAUUUUCCAUUUGGUAUGAAACAAAUUCUUAGUUUUUAUUUAUUAUUUAGAGAAACUAUGGAAAUUGUGGUAGCUUACUCAAACUGCUGAAAAUUGUAUAAAGUUUUAUUCCUCUUUUUCAGAAUAACAUUCUUGUGAUGUACAUCAAAACUUUGAAAUAUUGAAGAAACUCAGAUAGUCUUCACUAUACAUUUAAGAUUUUUUUUUAAGACCGCUUUUAAUGCAACGUUAACUGCAGCUUCUCGUGUGUUUGGUUGGUUGUAACCGACAACCAGUGCAUUCAAAUGUCACAUAAGGUUAGCAAACGCUUCACUUAGAAAUAUGACGUGCGCUACGCUGUCCUCACCAGAAAAGGUGUUGGGAUUAAAAAGGAAUGUUAUCAUUUCGCAAAUCCAUAUUUCAAUUGUGUGUGUGUGUGUGUUUGACUGCCUACACACACACGAAUUCAGUUGUUUUUAUUCCCAUUUCAGCUAUUUUCAAGCACUCAUUUCUAGAUUUUAUGUAAAAUGUGAAAUAUUAAAGUUUUUCUAAAGAUGUUU
This is a messenger RNA of Electrophorus electricus (electric eel), 2409 nucleotides long. RefSeq names its product sorting nexin family member 21 (gene snx21). Gene Ontology annotation, cellular component: early endosome membrane. Gene Ontology annotation, biological process: protein transport. The record is from RefSeq and is a predicted model, not a curated record. Gene Ontology annotation, molecular function: phosphatidylinositol phosphate binding; protein binding. Lineage: Eukaryota; Metazoa; Chordata; Actinopteri; Gymnotiformes; Gymnotidae.